AUGGCUCAGAAGAAAGAUGAGCAAGAAGGGGAUGUGUUGCCGACUAAAGGGGAGUCCGACUCAGAGGUUAAGCUCAUUCUCUACCACUGGACUCAUUCCUUUAGUUCCCAAAAGGUACGCUUAGUAAUUGCUGAAAAGAAACUGAAGUGUGAGGAACAUGAUGUAAGUCUCCCCCUGAGUGAACACAACGAACCAUGGUUUAUGCGUUUGAACUCUUCUGGAGAAGUACCUGUCCUCAUCCAUGGGGAAAACAUUCUUUGUGAGGCAACUCAGAUAAUUGAUUAUCUUGAACAGACUUUCGUGGAUGAAAAAACACCUAGGUUAAUACCUGAAAAAGAAAGCAUGUAUUACCCACGAGUCCAGCACUACCGAGAACUCCUUGACUCCUUGCCCAUGGAUGCCUAUACACAUGGUUGCAUCUUACACCCAGAAUUAACAGUGGACUCCAUGAUCCCUGCUUAUGCAACAACAAGGAUUCGCAGCCAGAUAGGUAAUACUGAGUCUGAACUGAAGAAACUUGCCCAAGAAAAUCCAGACCUUCAGGAUGCAUACAUAGCAAAGCAGAAGCGUCUUAAGUCAAAGCUACUGGACCAUGACAAUGUAAAAUAUUUGAAGAAAAUACUUGAUGAACUUGAGAAGGUUCUGGAUCAAGUUGAAACUGAAUUGCAAAGGAGAAAUGAAGAGACGCCAGAGGAGGGCUGCCAGCCUUGGCUCUGUGGUGAAUCUUUCACGCUGGCAGAUGUAUCGCUUGCUGUCACAUUGCAUCGACUGAAGUUCCUGGGGUUUGCAAGGAGAAACUGGGGAAACGGAAAGCGACCAAACUUGGAAACCUAUUACGAGCGUGUCUUGAAGAGAAAAACAUUUAACAAGGUUUUAGGACAUGUCAACAAUAUAUUAAUCUCGGCAGUGCUGCCAACAGCAUUCCGGGUGGCCAAGAAAAGGGCCCCAAAAGUUCUUGGCACCACCUUUGUGGUUGGUCUGCUUGCAGGAAUGGGAUAUUUUGCUUUUGUGCUUUUCAGAAAGAGAUUUGGCAAUGUGUUUUUAGCACUGAGAGCAAGGCAAAAUUAUUUCUAG
Molecule: messenger RNA, 1074 nt
Organism: Gracilinanus agilis (Agile Gracile Mouse Opossum)
Lineage: Eukaryota; Metazoa; Chordata; Mammalia; Didelphimorphia; Didelphidae
Gene: GDAP1
Product: ganglioside induced differentiation associated protein 1
Exons: 6
Coding region: 1-1074 (357 amino acids)
Biological process (GO): mitochondrial fission; mitochondrial fusion
Cellular component (GO): mitochondrial outer membrane
Source: RefSeq, a predicted model, not a curated record